AACCGUCGUGUUUAUAGUUUCCGACCAGCGCCCGGCCUUUGAACGCCUCACGGGGAGCAUGGGCGGUAGCGGGGUUCGAGCCUCCGCCCCGCAGACACCAGCGUCCCCAGAACCGUCAACACGGCGGCCUUUCGCAGCCCUCCGUGCCCCGUAACGCCACCGUAACUGGCCGCGCAAUCCAGCAGCCAUGGCGGCUGAAGCCAACAAGGUCGAGCCGGCGGACAGCGAGCAGGACGAGGAGGAAGAUGUGUACGAGGUGGAGAGGAUCAUUGACAUGCGGAUGGAGGAGGGGGAAGUGCUCUACAGAGUCCGCUGGAAGAAUUACUGCUCGGACGACGACACCUGGGAGCCGGAGGCUCAUUUAGAGGACUGUCGGGAGGUCCUGCUGGCCUUUAAGAAACAGCAGGUCGACGCCAAGGCCAAAAAAGAAGCCGAGUCCAAGAAGAGCGUGAGCGACAGCGACAAAGACCCUCCGACGGACGCGCCCCUCAAGAAGAAGAAGAAGAAGAAGAACGCCCCGGAGGAAGAGGAGGAGGAGGAGGAGCAGCAAGCCUCAAAGGAGAAGAAGAAGAAGAAGAAAGACAAGCACAAAGAGGACCCGCGUCCCCUCCCCGCCCCGGAGACCGACGAAGAGGAGGAGAGAGGGGCCUCCCCCCCCAAGGAGAAAAAGACCGAAAGCAAAAAGCGCCAACUGGAGUCUGAGGAGGAGGACGACGAAGAGCCGGUCCCCUCCAAAAGACACCGGAAGGAAAAGGGAAAAGAUGGAGGGAAGCACAAGAAGGAGAAGGCGGAGGAGGGAAAGAAAAGGAAGGUGAAGAGGGAGCGGAAAGUGGAAAGCUCUGAGGACGAGACACCGCCCGCCCCCCCCCUGGAGGAGGAGCUGAGCGAGGGGGGGGCGGAGGUCCAGGCGGAGGUCUGCGUUGCCGCGGCAACGGCCUCGUCGGAGACGCCCAAACCCGGAGACAAGCCGGUUCUGGACGACAAGGCCAAGCAGAAACGAGGGAAGUGGGAGUCGGACUCCAGCGACAGCCCCUCGCUGCACAAAAAGGCCAAGAUCAAAGGCGCCGACGGCCCGCAGAAAGCCCCGCCCCCUUCCUCUUCCUCUUUAUCCUCAUCCUCCUCUUCCUCGGCCGCCGCCCUCGCUUUGGCGGGCCCCGGCCGGACCAAAGAGGAGGAGCCCCCCCCCAGAGACGAGCCCCCGGGGCCCAAAGACGCCGGCGGCUCCACCAACCUGUUCGAGAAGUCCGGCCAGAGCCACGGCUUCAGCCUGGACAGCGAGGAGCGGGAGGAGGAGAAGCCGCGGGAGGAGGCGCCGCGCCCGGGGUGGGAGAAGAAAACCCCCACAGACGAGCGGAGGAAGAGGAGGGAGGACAGCGAGCCCCGGCUCUUCAUCGCCUGUGAUGAUGGUGAGCUGCGAGACGCUGUGAAAAGUGGCGACUACAUGUCUGUUAAACUGGCUCUAAACUCCAAAGAGGACUACAAUCUUGAGCAAGAGGUGUGUACUAUUGGUGAGAAGAGAUCAUGUGAAGGCGAAAGGAGCUUGAUUGGAGAGAGACGUUCAAGUGAUGCUCUUAGGUUCACGUCUAACAAUGACAGUGCAAGAAACGGAGAGCGCGCUCCUAAAGAAGGAGAUAAUACCCCACAUAGUAUGGAUCGUUCAGAGAAUGACACUGAGUUGUCUCCUGCCAGUAGAAACGAUGAGCACUUGACGAAGAGCAAAUGUGAGAAAAUGCAAGCUGGAGACUGUGUAGCUGAACCCAAAAGCAAAGGCUGCGGUGUAUUUGCUGCUCAGGAAACUCGUGGAGAGGAAGAUCAGAGGCAAGCAGCGAAAGAUAAGGCGUCAAGUGAUGCAACGAGUUUGAACUCUGACAGUUCAGAGAAAACAGGAAACGCAAAAACGAUGGACAAAACCGAACAAAAGGACUCGGCCAAAACGCGACGGUCCACCAGGCAAGCCAAUCGCUCGAGCGUUGAGGCGCUGGAAGGUAAACCAGACCCCGAGGAUCAACCUUCCUCCGAGUCAGACACAAAGGAAACUGUCAAAACACCAUCACGGCGGGGCAGGAAAAAGGCGACGAUCAGGAAACCAACACGCUCAAGUCUAAGGUCCCGUAAGAAAGUGCGGGAAACGAAGCCAAGGAGAGCAGUCAAAGGGAAGAAGGAACCCUCCAAAAAGCAAAUCUGCUUGUAUUGCAAACUGACUUUCACUCAACUUGCAAAGCAUUUAGAGAAGAAGCACGCAGGGGAGGCGGACGUGGCCCACGCCUUAAACUUUCCACAAGGCUCCAGAGUCAGGCAGACCUUACUGGACCAGAUUCGUAAAAAAGAAGAUGAGGAGCCCAAUUGCCAAGUUCUCAAAAGUGGAGAUGGAGAAGAAGUCGCCGACAAGAAACAGGCAAAUAAUCCGACUGUGCCUGUUCGUGACUUCCUGCCUUGCCAGCAUUGUUUUGCGUUUUAUCGCAAAACCGACCUGUGGAGACACGAGCGGUCGUGCAAACUUCAAAAGGCAGAUCAGAAAACCUCUGAAAACCCUAAGAGAACUAGGAAUUGCACGGCGUCUUCCCAACUUCUUCCAAUGUCUGAGUACCUAACCGGAAGCUGUGAGGAAAUCAUCCACAUCAUGCAUCAGGAUGACAUCUCUAAGCACAUCAUGAUCGACCCCCUUAUUUGUAAAUAUGGCAACACCCUGUCUGUGAAGUACGACCACGAUAAGUCUCAGUUUGCUUACAUCGGCCAAAAGAUGAGGGAGCUGGGCAGGUUUGUGCUCGCCGUGCAUGAGCUCGACCAGAGCGUGAAGUACUUGCAUGAAAUAUGUCAACCGUCCAGAUUCGAAUUGGCCGUGGAAGGGGUCAAAAAGGUCAGUGGCUUUGACCCCAGCUCUAGUAAGUUUAAAACCAUUUCCCUGGUCUCAAAGAUCGGCUACUCUUUGAAACGAGCUGCAGAGAUCGCCUUCGGAGAGAGUCGCAUGACAGAGGACAGCGAAACGGAAAGCGAGUUGAAGACGUUCAUCCAUCUGCUCGAUACAAAAUGGAGUGAGUGUUUUUCUCGUAAAACGCUUGCCCACUCUCUGAAACAAGAGAUCAAGAAAGUGGAAGUAGACAAAUCCACCGUAACGGAAGAUUUGAUCAAGCUUCACCGGUUUAUUACCGGAGAGGAAGACGAGGCUAGAAAGGAGCUGAAGGACAGCCCCAGCAUGUCGACGUGGAAAAAGCUCAGCGAAGCCACGCUAGCAGACGUGUGUCUCUUCAACAGAGGGAGGGUCGGAAACAUCGGGAGGCUUCUCUUGCAAACUUACGUUCAAAGAAAAAGCAGGGGGACCUUUACACCCUCUGCGGACCAUGUUAGGAAAAGCACUAAAUUGGAGUUGGAACUUGGUUCCAGUUUCACGAGACUGGAGCUAGAAGGUCAGUAUGGAAGGAACAUGUUGGUGCUGCUAACGGAAAGGAUGGUUUUAUCCAUUGACUUGCUCGUUGAACAUAGAGAGCAAGCAGGAGUUUCAAAAACCAACCAGUACCUGUUUGCCAGAACUGAAGGUCCGUCCUUCAUCAGAGGACUGGACUGUUUCCGAAGGGCUGCUGUGGAGUGUGGAGUUAAAAACCCAGAUGCACUUUUGUCGUCGUCGCUACGGGAGCAGAUUGCCAGCUGCUGGCAGCUGAUGAGCCUAGGCGAGCCCGAACUCGACCAGGUGGCAAAGUUAUUGGAAAGGAGCUGCCAGGAAUGUUACGGGCUCUCGCAAAAUGCCUCCCAGCUAGAGGAAGUGACCAAACAGCUGUUAAAAAUCGAUCGAUCACUUCCAUCAAGUCCACCCAGCACCGCAAAAAAUGGGGCUGGACAGAAAUCUGCUUUAAAGAGAAAACCGUGGAGCGCGAUGGAGCAAGCUGCCGUGAAACGUUACUUGAGUGAAUUCAUCACGAAGAUGAAAGUCCCUGGCAAGAAAGAAUGCAACGCUUGCAUAGCCGCCGAACCAGAUCUCGGUGGGAGAUCCUGGACGGACGUAAAAAACUACGUGCACAACACACUGCAAACGGUGCGUCGGAGAAACAACCACCAUAAGCCCGAGAAGAAUGGAAAAGCUUCUAACCCAAAGAGUCCAAAAGCUGCCGUCCAAACCCCAAAGGCUGAGGUGGAAGAUACCAUCGACGUGUGCACCAUGACAACAGUGAACCCCGAGCACCUGAGCGAAAGCCCGGACUGCUGCAUGGCGAUGGGUCCAACGUCCAACCUGAACGACUCGUCGCCUUUCUCCCAGGAGAUGGGUGCUAGUUACGCAUCCCUGUGUUUUCCCAAUACAGACAUGGUCCAUAGCAACCAGUCUUUGAUGUCUACCUUCACACCGUUGAAUGCGACUGACACUCAAGUGGUCCCUACGUUUACCCCGCUCAACACUACGACCGCCCUAAUGCCUCCUGUCUAUACGUCGGAAAACAACCAAAGUCUGUCAAUCUCUUCUUUGUAUACCCAGAAUCCCACAAGUAUGCUACCCCCGUCGCUGUAUUCUCCACAUGACGCUACAAAUUCCCCACUGAUCCCUUCCUUUACCACCUUCAAUGCCCCGAGUACCUCGAUGGUUCCUACAUACACUCAGUUGAAUACCCCCGGUGCACCGAUGGUCUCCGCGUUCUCGACCCUGAACGACAGGAGUCCGCCCGCCAUGUCCUCGUUCACGCCCCUGAACCACUCAAGUCCUCCACCUUAUCACGCCAGCUCCCCCAGCAUCCCCACGGCCGCCCAGGUGGUUCCUUCCAUCCACGGGCCGCCGCGGGAGAGCUCCCCCGAGUCCUCAACGGGAAGGCAGGCGACUCCGGGCGGGAAGCCCCAGAAGAGGAACAAGAGGCUGUGGAACGAGGAGGAGCAGGCGGCCGUGAGGCGGCAGCUCGGAGACUUCUGCAAGCUGGUGAAGGUCCCGGGGAAAAAGGACUGCGACGCCUGUUUGGCGGCCGAGCCCGCGCUCGGCAGCAGGACGUGGAGGGAAGUCAAGUAUUUCGUACACAACUCCAUCCAGUCGCUGAAGAGAAGAGGACACGUGGUGGCCUGCAAACAGAGUUUACCCCCCGAACCGGAGGCCCUGACCCCCAACGCGGAGUGGGAUGCUCCUACGUUGUUCUUAAGCUGCAGCUCUGUGUCGGUUCGUCCACAGGACGUCAGCGGCAUGUCUCUGUGCAUGCUGGCGGCCGCGGGGGGGCAGGACGACAUCCUCCGGCUGCUGAUAAAGAAAGGGGUGAGGGUCAACGCCCGGCAGAAGAACGGCACCACGGCGCUGAUGCACGCUGCAGAAAAGAAUUUUCUGACAACUGUUGCAAUCCUCCUGGAGGCGGGCUCCUACGUAAACGCUCAAACACUGGGGGGGGAAACUGCUCUGAUGAAGGCGUGCAAACGGGGGAACACGGACAUCGUCCGCCUCCUGCUGGAGUACGGAGCCGACUGCAACACCACCUCCAAGCACAAGAACACCGCCCUGUACUUCGCCAAAGUCAGCAACAACCUGAUGUCCCGCCUGGUGCUGCUGGAGCCCGUUUUCCCCCUGGCCUGCCACCGGCUGUGUGAGGGGCCCGACUUCUCCAUGGAGUUCGGCUUCAAGUCGCAGCCCCAACCGGAGGGUUCGGGCAUCCUGCUCUUCAUCUUCCACGCCAACUUCCUGAACGACAUCACGGCCAGGCUGUGCGGGCCCUGCAGCGUCCACGCCGUGGUGCUCAACGACAAGUUCCAGCUGCCCAUUUUCCUGGACAGUCACUUCAUCUACUCCUUCAACCCAAUUCCAGGAAUUAACAAACUCUUCAUUCGGCUGGCAGAAGCACCGACGGCUAAGUGUCUCGGUUUAAACGGGAUUAAAGAGAAGCUCCAAAGCCUUCUGGAAGAGGAGGGAUCCGGCAUUAGGGAGGAGUUUCACAGAGCCGGGACCUCUGCGGCGUGCAAACGGGGGAACACGGACAUCGUCCGCCUCCUGCUGGAGUACGGAGCCGACUGCAACACCACCUCCAAGCACAAGAACACCGCCCUGUACUUCGCCAAAGUCAGCAACAACCUGAUGUCCCGCCUGGUGCUGCUGGAGCCCGUCUUCCCCCUGGCCUGCCACCGGCUGUGUGAGGGCCCCGACUUCUCCAUGGAGUUCGGCUUCAAGUCGCAGCCCCAACCCGAGGGUAAAACACCUUUUCUAAGCCGAGCCAUUUAUCUAAAUGUUUUAACCCCUCCCCUCCUCACAAGGCAGAGAUGGAACGACUGUAAGUGGACGAAAGCCUCCCUGUCUCUGCGUGCUCCUCCAGGUUCGGGCAUCCUGCUCUUCAUCUUCCACGCCAACUUCCUGAACGACAUCACGGCCAGGCUGUGCGGGCCCUGCAGCGUCCACGCCGUGGUGCUCAACGACAAGUUCCAGCUGCCCAUUUUCCUGGACAGUCACUUCAUCUACUCCUUCAACCCAAUUCCUGGCAUUAACAAACUCUUCAUUCGGCUGGCAGAAGCACCGACGGCUAAGUGGUGUCAGUCGCCCUCUGACUGA
Molecule: messenger RNA, 6493 nt
Organism: Menidia menidia (Atlantic silverside)
Lineage: Eukaryota; Metazoa; Chordata; Actinopteri; Atheriniformes; Atherinopsidae
Source: the annotation of a GenBank genome assembly